Messenger RNA from Magallana angulata, 1374 nucleotides. Its product is annotated as 28S ribosomal protein S29, mitochondrial-like. Lineage: Eukaryota; Metazoa; Mollusca; Bivalvia; Ostreida; Ostreidae. Gene Ontology annotation, biological process: apoptotic process. The transcript is spliced from 13 exons. Gene Ontology annotation, cellular component: mitochondrial ribosome; mitochondrial small ribosomal subunit. Gene Ontology annotation, molecular function: structural constituent of ribosome. The coding region runs from base 125 to 1294 and encodes 389 amino acids. The record is from RefSeq and is a predicted model, not a curated record.
AUUCUAUUCAAUAUGUCUGCCUCCAUGAACUGAAAUUGACGUCGUGAUUGUAGAAAAUUGUACAGACAUAAUUACAAGCUAAGUUUAAAUAAGAAGAAAUGCAAUGACAGCUUAAAAACUUAUCAUGGCUUCUGUGAUAUAUAGAAUAGUAUCGAAACAACCAUCAGGAUAUUGCAUAAAUUCAUCACUGCUUAGAUCUUCCUCAUCUCUGAAAUGCUGGCAGAGGUGUGUUACAACAUUUAGAACAGAGAUCUCUGACCCAUCAGAACAUUCUUUUGAACAUGAAGGACAGUUUUACACCAUACCGAAGAAGGAUGUACAGAAAAUCUUUAUGUUGAACUGGAUGAGUCCACAUGAAAAGAAUAUGAACAAAAUGUUUCAAGAGUUUAGUAUUCUAAUUAGAAGACCAGCUUUGGAAGUCAUGGACAUUUUGAAGAGGUUGAACUACAACUAUCCACUGACAAGAUUUCUUCUCUAUGGAGAAAUGAAUGCUGGUAAAAAGUUUACAAUGACACACAUAAUGCAUUACUGUCGGAGCCAGAACUGGGUCCUAUUGACCGUGCCUUGGGCCAAUGAGUGGAACUGCAAGAGACUGGAUGUUUCAUUCAACCACCACAAGGAAUCUCUCUUCGAUCUACCUGUUCACUCCAAAAUCCUCCUUGAAGAUUUUCUACUUAAAAACAUGAGUUUAAUUAAAGAAUUCACAACUUCUACUACAUAUGAGUUUUCUGAACAUGAAGCAUCAGAGCAAGGAAUACCCCUGACAGAUUUAAUUUCUUUUGGAAUUACAAGAAUGAAGUUUGCAAAUGAUGUUGUUGGAGCACUAUUAAAGGAACUGCAAAUUCUAGCAAACAAUGACAAAAUAAAGCUUUUAGUUACCAUAAGGGGCAUCAACUCAUUUUGGAGAAAGACUGGCCAGAAAAAAGAAAAAGUACAAGAGAUACAUGCCCAGCAGUUGACACUUGUAAACCAGUUCAUGGAGCUCCUACAAUCAGAUACUAAAAAUGCUGUUGCAAUGUGUUCAACAGAAAGUUGGGUUAAUGAUGUGACAGACAGAAAAUCAUAUCUUCCUACUGAGCUAAUGGGUAAAGAGGGCGUCGACUUUCUUGAGCCAUUUUUACCCAUUGAGGUCCCAAAAUACGGUAAUGCAGAACUACAGAGUGUAAUGGACUACUAUAUUGACAGGAGAUGGAUUCAGGCUCCAGAGGCAAAAACACUGGAUGGGAGGGCUCAAAUAAAGUUCCUCAGUGGUCACAAUCCUUAUCAACUAUACAGAGUGUGUGUGCCACUGUAGUGGAAAUUUAUAAGACUUUGAAUUUUGAAGAAAGAAAAAACCCAGAAAUUUAUUCAUAUAAUAAAAGACAAAAAAUAUUA